Messenger RNA from Prorocentrum cordatum, 1583 nucleotides. The record is from the annotation of a GenBank genome assembly. NCBI's taxonomy places the organism in Eukaryota, Dinophyceae, Prorocentrales, Prorocentraceae.
CCCUCCUGGAUGGGGAUGUUGGCUGCUCUCUUCGGGUCUCGAAGGGCAUAUCCCCAACUGCGGUGGUGAGACGGUGGGGCUCGAGAUGUGGACGGGGAUGGGGAUAGGGAUAGGUUAAACGAUACUGCAAGGUGGAGGCCACCCCCGACGGCCGCGUCCUCUGCGGCUGGAACGCGGCGGGCGCCAAGAAGACGGGGGGGCUCUGCGACUGGCUGCUGCAGAGCGGCUUCUGGCGGGUGGUGAAGCGGCUCCGGGAGGUCAAGCCCGACCUCAUCAUCGACAUCAGUGUCUACGAGGUCGCCGUGGCCAAGGCUUGGCCCGCGGACUCGGUGCGGAACCGCAUGGCGGGCCGCCCGCUGUAUCCAUCCACGCUUGGCAAUUGCCGCGUUGUCUUGGUUGAGGUCGCUGCAGACCUCGACGAGAUGUGUAAAACCCUGGGGCUCCCCGACUAUCGGGGUAACCAUGGCUGUCUGCGCUGUUUUUCGCAUAAAGAAACAUUCGCAGACCUGGGGGCGCCCCUGCGCAAACGGAAGCACCAGUGGCUCUUGGACACUGCUCGGACGUCGCUGUCCUUCCAUCGAGUGAACGAUGAAGACGUGGAGGAACUGCGCGACAAUACUUGCAUCAAGAGGAAAAAAGGCGGCGUCGUGGUCACAUCCUUGAUGAGGGACACGUUUCCGUUGCUGAAGCGGGGCGACCGCGUCGAGCCUGUUCUCCCAGGACAGCCAGAUGUCUGGCACGGUGAAUCUUGCAGGGACUACGCGCCGAGGGAUCGACGCAUGAUGGUGUACAGGCGCCCUGCGAACAGCUUGCUUUUUAUCAACCGACUCUUUCACGUGCCAGGCAUACAGCCUGGCAUCCCAGGCCUGACGAUUGACCACUUCUUGUUUGACUCAAUGCAUUUUGCUGAUCUGGGAAUAUUGCAUUACUAUAUGGGCGCAGUGCUGUGGAGAUUGAUUGAUUUAGGGUUCUUCGGCGAGUACUCGCCGAACGACCAUGACGAAGUUGACAAUGCAAUGAACGAGGCCCUGAAAAAAUGGUAUAUUAGAUUCCAAGUUCCUUCUGCGGAUCGCCAGUUGGGACUUAGCUCGAAGAUGUGCGGUUCUAGAGAUGACCCCCUGCUGAAAUUGAAAGCUGGCAAAUCACGGAAACUUCUGCCGUUCCUCGUGCACCUGCUGCGGGACCAAGGCGGCCAGGAGCUGCUGGACGACGAUGCCCCCGCGGAAGCCGAUGGCUCCAAGUUGCUCGCCGUCGGGGCUGGACUGAUGGAGUACUACGACAUACUGCACGGCCAGCCCCGUAGGAUGGACGAGCUGGCCGUGGUGCAUUUAGAACACGUCGUGAAGAGCACGAUGACUGCGUGGAUUGCCUCGGGCCGCAAGGUUGUGAUGAAAUUCCACAUAUUUGCGCGGCACAUUGCCAGCCAGGCCCGGUGGGCUGGCAACCCUGGCUAUUCGCACAACUACAGAGACGAAUCUGAAAAUUUCGGCACACGCAAGAGGUCGACGAAUAUAAACCGUGCGAAGUUUGCAGAGAAUGCGGCAGUGAAGUGGUACAUGCAGUACCUCCUGAUGCGCAAAUGA